Messenger RNA from Pristis pectinata (smalltooth sawfish), 3605 nucleotides. RefSeq names its product glutamate-rich 3 (gene erich3). The transcript has 3 exons. The coding region runs from base 31 to 3438 and encodes 1135 amino acids. NCBI's taxonomy places the organism in Eukaryota, Metazoa, Chordata, Chondrichthyes, Rhinopristiformes, Pristidae. The record is from RefSeq and is a predicted model, not a curated record.
UGUACACAGGACAGGGAGCAGGGACCAGGAAUGUCCAACCAGGUGGGAAUACAGGGAAGAGAACGGGAAGGAGGAGAGGGAGAGGAGCGGGCUGAGAGGGUAGAAACAGGAGGGAGGGAGUCUGCGUCAGAAACACAGGCCAGCAAAGUAGGAAUGCAGGACAAGGAGACUGCGCGAGACACACAGGACAACAAGGCAUCAGAGGAAAUACAAAGCAGGGAGACAAUGGUAGAAACACAGUUCAGCGAGGCUGCAGUAGAAACAAAUGAGGCUGUGGUGGAAACGCAGGGCAGUGAACCUGUGGUAGAAACGCAGGCAAGGGAGACAAUGGAAGAAACACAGGAUGGUGAGGCAGUGCUAGAAAUGCAGGACAGUGAAGCUGUGUUACGUUUGCAAGACAAUGAGGUUUUAGUGAAAACACAAGACAGCAAAGCUGUGAUAGAUAUGCAGAACAGCAAGGUUGCGAUAGAUAUGCAGGACAGCAAGAUUGCAGCAGAUAUGCAGGACAGCAAUAUUGCGGCAGAUAUGCAGGACAGCAAGAUUGCGAUAGGUACGCAGGACAGCAAGAUUGCGAUAGAUAUGCAGGACAGCAAGAUUGCGAUAGGUACGCAGGACAGCAAGAUUGCGAUAGAUAUGCAGGACAGUAAGAUUGCAGCAGAUAUGCAGGACAGCAAGAUUGCGAUAAAUACGCAGGACAGCAAGAUUGCGAUAAAUACGCAGGACAGCAAGAUUGCAAUAGAUAUGCAGGACAGCAAGAUUGCGGCAGAUAUGCAGGACAGCAAGAUUGCGAUAGAUAUGCACAACAGUGAGGCUCUGGUAGAUAUGCAGGACAGCGAGAUUGCGAUAGAUAUGCAGGACAGCAAGAUUGCGAUAGGUACGCAGGACAGCAAGAUUGCGAUAGAUAUGCAGGACAGUAAGAUUGCAGCAGAUAUGCAGGACAGCAAGAUUGCGAUAAAUACGCAGGACAGCAAGAUUGCGAUAAAUACGCAGGACAGCAAGAUUGCAAUAGAUAUGCAGGACAGCAAGAUUGCGGCAGAUAUGCAGGACAGCAAGAUUGCGAUAGAUAUGCACAACAGUGAGGCUCUGGUAGAUAUGCAGGACAGCGAGGUUGCGAUAGAUAUGCAGGACAGCAAGAUUGCGGCAGAUACGCAGGACAGCAAGAUUGCGAUAGAUAUGCACAACAGUGAGGCUCUGGUAGAUAUGCAGGACAGCGAGGUUGCGAUAGAUACACAGGCCAGCAAGGUUGCGAUAGAUAUGCAGGACAGUGAGGCUCUGGUAGAUACGCAGUACAGCGAGGUUGCAAUAGAUACACAGGACAGUGAGGUUGACAUAGAUAUGCAGGACAGCGAGGUUGCAAUAGAUAUGCAGGACAGUGAGGCUCUGGUAGAUACGCAGGACAGCGAGGUGGCGAUAGAUACACAGGACAGUGAGGUUGAGAUAGAUAUGCAGGACAACGAGGUUGCAAUAGAUAUGCAGGACAGUGAAGCUCUGGUAGAUAUGCAGGACAGCGAGGUUGCAAUAGAUACACAGAACAGUGAGGUUGCAAUAGAUAUGCAGGACAGCGAGGUUGCAAUAGAUACGCAGGACAGUGAGGUUGCAAUAGAUAUGCAGGACAGCGAGGUUGUGAUAGAUAUGCAGGACAGCAAGAUUGUUUUGGAAAUACAGGACAGAAACUCUCUGCCACAUAAGCAGGAGAGGGAGGCUGUAGUGAAAUUGCAGGGCAAUGAGCUAGUGGCAGAUGUACAGGAAGAUGAGGCUGUGGUAGGAAUACAGUGCAGAGAAGUUGGGGUAGUACCACAGGACACUGAGGUUGUAGCAGAAACGCAGGAUGGUGAGGCUGUGGCAGAAACGCAGGCCAGUGAAGUUGUAGCAGAGACACAGGACAGUGAGGCUGUGGAAGAAAUGCAGGAUGGUCAGGCUGGAGCAGAAAUGCAGGAUGGUCAGGCUGUAGCAGAAAUGCAGGACAGUGAGAUUAUAGCAGAAACGCGGGACAGUGAGGCUGUGGCAGAAACGCAGGACAAAAAGGGAAUAGUUGAAACACAAAACUGGAAGUCAGAAACAAAAAGUAAAGAGCCUGCAUCAGGAACACAGCUCCAUGAGCCAGUUGACAGGUUGGUAAAUGUGGGAACACAGGACAGUGAACUAGAAUACAGCGUGCUGGGGUCACAAACACAGGACAAGACACUAGUGGAGGAAACACAGGAGAAGCUGCUGGAAUCAGAACAGGAGGACAGAAAACCUGCAUCAGAAACGCAGGACCAGGAUAGGCAGCAACAAACACCAGAUAGAGAAACCGGGUCAGAAACACAGGAUAGUGAUGCAGUCAUAGAAACAAAGGAAGGGGAGGCAGGUCCACAGUUACAGGACAUGGAGACAGAAACACAAGACCAGCAUGUGGAGGAUGAUAUACGUGACAUGGAGGCUGAACCAAAAACACAGCACAGUGAGGUCAUGAUAGAAACACAAACUAGGGCAGAAGGUAUAGAAAUACAGGCCAUGAAGUCUAGGUCAGGAACACAGGACAGAGAGGUAUUGCAAGAAAUGCAGGGCAUGGAGGAGGAAAUGGAGGACAGGGCACUGGAGAUAGAAGUACAGUACGAGGAGGGAGAGGUGCAAGUACAGGCCGCAGAGCUCGUGUCUGAAAUACAGGACCAGCUCUGGGAAGCUGGAGUGCUAAAGAGAAUGUUUGGGUUGGAAAUGCAGAACAGGACAGUAGCAGAAACACAGGACAGGGGGCUGGUAUAUACAGCACAGGAGGUGGUGGCUGGUGCAGAAACACAGGACAGGGAGCUGGUAUAUACAGCACAGGAGGUGGUGGCUGGUGCAGAAACACAGGACAAGGAGCUGGUACAUAGGACACAGGAGGUGGGAGCUGGGGUAGAAACACAGGACAGGGGGCUGGUACAUACGGCACUAGAGGUGGGGGCAGGUGCAGAAACACAGGACAGGGAGCAGGUAUGUACGACACAGGAGGUGGGGAUUGGUGCAGAAACACAGGACAGGGGACCAGUGUUCCAACCACCGGUGGGACUGCACGGUUUAGGUGUGCAAGACACAGGUCUGGGGACGGAGACGCGGGACGGAGGGGCCCUGAACAGCAGCCACAGUGCUCAGCAAGAUCCCAGGAGCCAGGCAGCAGCGGGAGAUCGCUGGGAUGUGGAGGCGGCAGGAUUCCGGGAAGUGGGAAUGGCGAAAGGUACAGCAGUGGAACAUUGCGGCUCUCUCACUCCCGCAGCGGGACACCGGACCAUCCCGGAGCCGGAGACGACCGAUGCUGGGACACCUUCCCGGCCCAGGGGAGCGGGCUCAACGUUCCACUGCACGGAUUAUGCGCCGGGACCCAGUGACCACACAGCACGGCCGGAGGAUGCGGGAGUCCGGCCCGGCCCCCAGGGCGGAGCGGGAGAUGUCGGCACCGUGGGAUCAGGCGCUCCCUGACCGGCAGGGUGGGAACCCCACCCACAGCCGGGUUUCUCAACAGUUCUGUCCUUUGUGUGGGCCUCAGACAUCAGACGUCCAGCCAAUCACCAAUCCAAGGCCACCUGGACACCGUGGUCCACGCCUGUUAGCCGUAGACACCCCACGCUGGUUACCUCUUUUCCCCU